CUAACCUCUGGUUUGCGGAGCGGUCGGGUGUAUUCUCCGCUCGCCCCCACGCCUUCGAGGACCCCGCCGCCCGACCCAACGGCGGAGCCAGCCAGUGGUUCCCGGGGCGCCCUCCCGCACCGAUCCCUCCUCUCUGGGGCGGGACCUGGCCCGACGGCUCCGGUCACUAUGAGUGAAGCAUCUUUCAACCUAAUAUCAGAAAAAUGUGACACUCUGUCAAUUCUUCGGGAUCAUCCUGAAAACAGGAUUUACCAGAGGAAAAUCCAGGAACUCAGCAAAAGGUUCACUGCGAUCCGCAAGACCAAGGGGGAUGGGAACUGCUUCUACCGGGCCUUGGGCUACUCCUACCUGGAAUCUCUGCUGGGGAAGAGCAGGGAGAUACUCAAGUUCAAAGAGCGUGUACUGCAGACCCCAAACGACCUUCUGGCUGCUGGCUUCGAGGAGCACAAGUUCCAAAACUUCUUUAAUGCUUUUUACAGUGUGGUAGAGCUCGUGGAGAAGGACAGCUCCGUGUCCAGCCUGCUGAAGGUGUUCAACGACCAGAGCUCCUCGGACCGCAUCGUGCAGUUCCUGCGCCUGCUCACGUCAGCCUUCAUCAGGAACCGCGGAGACUUCUUCCGACAUUUCAUCGAUGAGGAGAUGGACAUCAAAGACUUCUGCACUCAUGAAGUAGAGCCCAUGGCCACGGAGUGUGACCACAUCCAGAUCACGGCCCUGUCCCAGGCACUGAACAUUGCCCUGCAGGUGGAGUAUGUGGACGAAAUGGACACGGCCCUGAACCACCACGUGUUCCCCGAGUGUGCCGUCCCUUCCGUUUACCUGCUCUAUAAAACGUCCCACUACAACAUCCUUUAUACAGCCGAUAAACGUUGAUUAAUUUUAGACCAUGCAGUGGAGCCUGUCACCUAAUGGGACUGCGUUUUUUCUUUUUUUUUUUUUUUGCGGUACGUGGGCCUCUCACUGUUGUGGCCUCUUCCAUUGUGGAGCACAGGCUCCGCACGCGCAGGCUCAGCGGCCAUGGCUCACGGGCCCAGCCGCUCCGCGGCAUGUGGGAUCUUCCCGGACCGGGGCACGAACCCACGUCCCCUGCAUCGGCAGGCGGACUCUCAACCACUGCGCCACCAGGGAAGCCCUACGGGACUGCAUUCUGAAUGGAACAUUGCAGCUUUUCAGUUUUUCUAAGCGAUUUAUAGUUAGAAAAUGUGCAGCCUUUUGGGCAAAGUCACUGGGAAUAAGGUCUACUCACUAUGGACUGGUGGUAACUUGGCGAUAUUUUUAAUAUUUAUCUUCAUGGAGGAUCAAAUGUUUUCUAACUCUGGGCUAGGAAGCCAUAUGCCCUGGCUCUACCCCAGUUCUGAGACCUUGCAUAGGACACCUCCUCUCUCUGGGCCCAAUUCUUCAUCUGGAGGAGGUUCCUGCCAGUGUUGACAUUCCAUUGUGGUAUAAAAAUGGGGUCCUCUGGUUUAUUUUCACCAGGGGCAGUGCCUCUCUGUAGGAGAAGAAAAGCCCAAGAUCAGCUGUCUUGAGUGACUUACCAGUUCUAUAAAAAAUCAAGUCCAGUCAGCUGUUGGACUGGACUUGGGCACACGGUGAAUUGAGGCCAAUUUGAAUGCGAGGGCUUCAGUGUACUUCCAAGCAUUCAUGACUGUUUUCUUACCCCUAACUUGAGGAAAAAGAUACUUUUAUGCCAAAGUCUAGAAAGAGGCCUGUAGCCAUCAGCGCGAAGCCCGAGUUGUCGGGCCCCUCUAUCUCCCUCAGGGCCAGGACUGCCUGCUUUCUGGCGGGCAGCCCUGCAGGGUUCUGCCGCCAGCCCCACCUGGACAGACACUGAGAAAGCCUAAGGUCUGGGGCCAAGAAGGUGUCUCAUCGUCCCCAACACAUCCUGGAAGUAGAACAUGGAUCCUCAGCCGGGUGGAGACAUCGAUCAGCACGUGCAGCCGUAGACACCAGCUGAGCAGCACACACAAGGUGUUCUGAGGCUGUCUUUGGCUUCCUUUCCCCUUCCCCCGCUUCUGUUUGGCUUACGGGCUGGCUAGAGGUUAGUGGGAAAGGACAGAGAUAAGCCGAGGAGACUGGCCGUGGGGAGAUCACCUCUGGGGAAACCGCCUGGUAGCCAAGAGCCCUGGCGCUCGCCGGUCUCCCUGUUCAUCCACCUGGACAUACGCCCCUUAAUAACCUCCUCACCUUGCUGCCUCAGGAUCUCGAGGAGCCCUGGCUGGGCUGGGGCGCUGCCAGCAAGCUCUCUUCCUCUGGGAAGAAAUGGAGAAUGCAAGGGUGUGGAACUGCCUUCCUUAAUCGAAGGCCUCACAGGUUCCAUUCUGCAGGGGUUUGUUAGAACCUGUUGGUGCUGCAGUGCCAGGCUGUGGUGUCUGCCGACAGGCAAACUGUGCACCAGGAGGACUGGGUGACAGACUGCUCCCAACCCUUGUAUACAAAUGUCAGAUUGGUAUCAGUCUUCCGCCUUUGUGAAAACUGAUGUCAGGGUGCUUUUAAUGCCAGGCAGGGACCCAGGUUCCCAUACUGCCCUUGGCUGGAACUUGGACCCCAAGGGCUCAAGCUAAGUGACUGUCACUUUUUCACAGGAAUGUAAAGCUGACCCUGAUCUCUGAUCACUGGACAGGAGUGCUGUGACAAGUACACUGUAAGAGUGGGGUAACAUGUUACAUGUUUUGUGAGUAUCACGAUCCCUGUUUCCAAACUGAAGGACACUGAGCCGAAUCUUGGCUGCUCUGAGCAGUUGUGAGAUGGGUCCUGGGCCUCCAGCUGGGCUCUCGAGCACAGUAUAAUCAGCACUGGCGGCCACUUAACUGCAUUUGUAGCUUGUGUAGCAUUCACAAAAGCAAAGCUUUCUCUUUGGCAGACAGGCUGGAGAAAUUCCCCCUGAGGUGUGUCUGUGCUGUGUUUCCAGGCCGGAGAGCCUGCCAGUGCUCAUGUGGGACCCUCUUCCCAAGAGAGAUCCUAUCAGUUUAGAAUCAGAAUGCCCAAGAGAGGCAGGCUGUUUUCAUGACCUUCCUCUCUGCUCUCCCGUUUUUCAUAAAACCAUUGGGCAAAUCCAAACCACUGCUCUCUUCCCUUCACAUCUGCCCUCAGAUCUUGCCUCUGAAGGGAAAGCACUAUGGAGGAAAGGAGUGGCAGAAUUCAGAGAAGCUUUAAGUAACAAAUGUAAAACCCAGUCACCCGUGGACACUGCCCUGCUUAUGUACCGCAGCCAGCCACGCCAGCAAUCACACUUCCUGGGUAAUUCUUCACCCACCCCACAAAGCCUUCUCUUUGCAGACCAAAAGCUGGAAGGAAGGUUGCUUUCAGAGUUUGUCUUUACAACUGCACGUGUUACCUUCCUUCCAAAGGGAACUUUACAAACCAGUGCGAAUAUCUGGCAACAAAAACCACUGUCCUUGCUUUUGGUUCCUACUUUAAGCACAGAGUGGCUCUGCAGCCAGGCUGCCUGGGUUCAGAUCUUCAGCUUUGCCACUAACUAGUUAUAUGACCUUGGCCAAGUCCCUUCACCUCCAAGUUCCAGUUCCCACAUUAGUGGAAUGGAGACAACACGUCACAGAAUUAUCGGUUCAAGUGGAAUAAGAUUACAUGUGAAAACAAUCGCAAGACCUGGCGCCUAGCGAGCGCCCUACAAGUGGGAUGCGUCCCCCCACGGACCCUUCCCAGCGGGCUGCGGCAGAACACUGCAAGACGGGAAAACACGCCACCUUGGCAGUGGCACUGUGGUUUCCCAAACAGGGAAGAAGUCUAAGGACCAAACGCAUUCCCGUGCUGAGCGGAAAUAGGGGCAGGGGCUGUGGCUCAGUAAAUGGUUCCCCAGGGGCCCCUUGUCCCGUGGGACGUAGGCCAGGCCCACAGCUUCCUCGGGCAAUGGGUAAAAACAUUUUCCUAGCAUUAAAAUGGUUUCCAUGACAACUGUUCAUCCUGGCUUCUUAAUAGUUGGUACCUGGUAUGCACCAAAAAUCAACACUACUAUCCUAUGGGGCUUGUACGUGUGAGUGGACUAGCACGGGUAGGAGUGUCCUUGUUUAGUGAAAGGUCCAGACACUCAGGAAACUCUGUCCUUGGGCUGGGCUGGAGGUGCCAAAGGAACCACAGGCCUCACCAAAGCUUCACCUCAUCAGGUCAGACAGCAAAACUGUCAGGGAGGCUGGCCCUAUCUUUUAAAACCUAGCUCUUUAACAUGUUACCCCACAAAAAGGAAUUUGCUGUUAGAGGGCAAGGACAGGCUGUCACAGGACGUUAGUGGCUCUGUUUGGCCUGUGCCAAGUAUCCUCAGGCCUCUCAUGGCUCAGGUGCUAAGGGACCCUGACCCUGCGUAUACUUCCACUGUAUCAUUUGGAAAAUGGAGAGCCCCCCUGCCAUCCUCUGAUAGCUGUCACUCAGGAGCUUCACAGACUAGGGCUGUUUUCUUUUGCAUUCUCCUCUCCCAGUCACUGGUGACACUGGGGAGACAGGCUCUGGCAACACUGCUGACUUUUAAAACCAAAGCAGUUUUCUGAACUUCCCUUGGGCCUACAAGGAAAUACCCAAGGUUCUUAUCCCAGCUCUGCCACUUGACUGCCGUGUGACCCUGAGCAAGUCUUAGCCACUCACAGUGAGCUUUCUCAACUGCAAAGAGGGUACUCUAAGACUCAUGUCCCAGGGCCUUGACGGAAAACCAGAUGACAAUCGAAGUAGAUAAAAAUACCCAACCAACACUCAGUGAUACCUGAAUCUGAGUUUAGGCCAACUACCCUGUUGCAGUUGCCCACAGGGACCGAGGGAACACAGCUGCCAACCAUGAGGCCAAGGGAACGUCUGUUCAGAAGCCCAGACUUAGCUGUGCAGAAAUCAGUGCUUCUCCCAUGCCUGUGGCUCCUCACCCAGGCUGGCCCCGAGGAAGCUGCGGAGGCGCCGGGAGGCCUCGGGCCCCUCAGCACGUAUUUACAGCAGGCCCUGAGCUAAGUGCAAGGGCUGCAAGGAGUAAUAAGCAGCUUCUGCCCGCAGGGAGCUCAGCAAGGCGCCGGAGACCAGUGUGGCAAGUGCCGUGAAGAGGGUGAGCCUGGGCACUGUGGGAGCUCACGAGAGGAACACAUCACCUCCUGGGUCUCAGGGGCCAGCAGUGCUCAGGGGCAGGAAAAGGCAAACAGGCCAAGGAAAAGCUUGGACAAAGGCUCAGGGCAAAAGAAUGGGGGCGUGAGACCGUGGGCAGCAACCGGUCUGUCACACAGAGGAAGGAAGCAGAGAGACGAGGCUGGAGAGACUGGCCAGGGCCAGAUCCCAGGUGCCUCACAGCCAGACUCAGCAGACUGCUCCUGGCUUCCCCACACGUGGCUCUGUGAUGUCACGGAAGCUGUGUUCUCUUGGAAGCCGGCAAUCUCUUCCCUGCCCACCUCCCAGCGAGGCUAAGACAAGACAGCAGCUGUGAGGUAGAGCUAAGGAGCUGUUAGGAUUCUUCUGUGGAGAAAAACGGGAACACACGUUGCGGACCCAGGCAGAAAUGACUUUACAGUGAUCUGCGAAGCUCACCAGCCUCUCGCUCUAUCCACACCGUGCAGCGGAGUGAGACACACCCCGCAUGCAUCCUGCAGCCAGAGGACUAUGACUGUGUCCCCACAUCCUGGCUAAAAACUCAAGAAAAUGCGCUGGUUCUGACCACUGUUUUUAAUUGAGGAAAUCUAGUUAACCAUACAAGGAGCCUGUAAACACUGGAACGCAGAAAUAUAUGAGAUGCUAUACAUAGAAUUCGUACUGUGAAACAACACAGAUCUGCAUGAGGUCUCUCCUGCUACCGGAGGUGGUGUGUGCAAGAGAGAGAUUUUUGUAACUGGGGCUGACAGUGGCGUGAAGUCAAAGGGGCGAAGGUUUUCCGUACAACCAGAGGACACAGACACAACGUGCGGUCACCAGCAGACCCUGACCUGGGGGGCAGUUAGCCUGCACUUGUGCUUGGCCGUGGCUGUUCCUGCUGCUGCUCUUUCGGCUGCUGCUUCUUCUUCUUCUUCUGUUUGGAGAGGCAGCUCAGCGCGGACUCGCCGUUUCUUGGGGCGGACACGAGCUCGGGCAGCUUGCCAGACUGAGUGGGAUACCUGGUUUUCAGGUCAUCCUUAAACAACGGUUGGGAGAGUAAAUGGCGCAGCUCCUUCUUCAGGACUUUCGUCUGCUUUUGUCGCCGACGCUCUUCUUGCUGGUCAACUUUUCCUCCUUGAAACACAAUUCAAAAUAGAUCAUGUUUACUAUGACCUGUAGGAGCAUUCUGUGUCCCCUGAUGGAUAACACUUGUGAUAAGAAAUGUUCUGGGACUCUUGGGGAGGAAAGCUCUCUGCAGAAACUAGUGUUGGCUAACUUCCAACACAGUUUAGGAGAACCACUCAGGGCCACUCUGUCCUUUACUCCUCCAAAAACCCCUCUAAGACAGGAAUUACCUUUAUUUUACAGUUGAGGAAAUCCAGGUCACUUGCCGAAGGUCACAGAGCUAGCCGCCAAAUUGAGAUUACUCCCCCAGUCUCCUGACCUGAAGAUCACUUUUCUUCCUAUGACCCACCCACUGGUUGCCUGGAAUUUGGUGACUGGACGGCUACAAACCCCUCAGGAGACAGUGAAAGCCACCUAUGCAGCCCAGCUCCCCUGCAUCUCCCCGCCAGCGCUGUAACUGCACCUGCAGAGGCGGACAUGGCCAGAGGGCUCCACGCCAGCCUGGCCUCAGGAAGGGAAGCCAGGGCCUCACAUCACAGCCCUAGCCCCAAGCCUGAGCUACCAGGAGGACCACUGACUGUCAUCGAGCCUAGUGAUUUGGUUCCUGGCUUCCAUGCUGAGCAGAGAGCAGUUAAGCCUGCCUCUGAAUUUGUUGGCUUUGGCACCGAGAUGCCAACACCUCAGCUGAGCUGCCCACUUGUGGGGUGGAAAGGGCACUGGACCUAAUUCUGGUGUUAGUUCUAGAUGUGGUUCUACCACUUCUUAGAGUCAGGAGCUUUCCCAGAGCAAGGACCACACAGAUUCAUCCCUGAAUCCUUAGUCUCUGGCCUAGGUUCGGAGCAGGGGCUCAGUCAACACCCGGUGCUGGAGCUGCUUCCCUGCACAAAUCGCUUCUGUGAGCCUCUAGUUCCCAAAUGUAAUAACAAUUCCUGCUCUGUUUACAUCAUGAGGCUGGAGAAGAUCAAAUGAGAUGAUGACAGAAGUGCUUUGUCAGCUUGGAAGACAGGUGACAAUAAAUAACUUAAAAUGUACCCAACACUUUCUAUUUGCCAGGCACGGUUAUAAGCACUUUAUACUCAUUAACUCAAGCCAUCUUUGCAACCCCAUGAAGUAGGUAGGUACUUUAUGACCUGCGUUUUAUAAAUGAGGACAGCCUAGGUACGACAGAGAGGUUAAAUAACUUGACCCGGUCACACAGCUAGUUAGGGAUGAGGCAGCAGUCAAUCACAUGCAGCCUGGCCACAGAGCCUGCCCUGACAUCACUGUACUCCACUGCCUCUCCACACGAGGGGUGGAACUAUAGGCUCCGGACAAACGAUGACAGAAGCAGACCAAGGCUGAGGGCUUUAGGCUCAUCUGAGAUUAGGGCCUGUCACGAAGAAGGAAAAGGCGCCCUGCCGAUUUUGAUAGGACCCAUGGUGGUGGGGAGGUUCCAACAGACAGAAGCUGAAGGGAAAAACGAAAGAUACAAGCUGAAUGAACCCUUCCUCAAGUCCGUCUCGCCCCUUACCCUUAUACAUUUCUUCUUCCAGCUCAAUCUCAAGGGCAGCCGCCGCCUGCUCAAUCCAAGAAUUGUGCAGACAAGCCUGGAAGUUGCGAUACUCAGCUUUUUCAAUCUGUCGAGCUAAACGGAUUCGUUCCUAGAGGAAAGGAACAGAAAGUAUUCAUCUGACAGAGGAUUCAGGGUUCUGGGAAGAAAAGUCUCAUUUAAGUUGUGUUUUUAAACAAGCUCUUGAGAUCAGUGUUCAGUGAGAUGCACCUCAGCUCCCAUCACAAUGCAUCUGCUUUGGUUCCUGAUGAAAGCACAGAGGGCAACUGCUCCUUGUGAGCGUGUUCACACGAACCACAAGAGCUGUCUUUCCAAACCUGCUCGAACAGCCCCUCUUCUUGGCAGCCCACCUCCGUCAGACUCCCGAGCUACACGUGCCAAAGGGAACUGUUUCCGCAGACACCGCAGCUGGCUUCCAUAGCUGAGCUGAGACCUGGAGACACCCCGAGAGCCCUCAGUUAGGGCCCCGCUCUCACAGGGACAACACAGAACUGUCACAGAACUUCCAUCCCCUCUUCCACACUGUCCUCUGCCAAAAACAUUUCCGUUCUCCUUCUCCUGGGUUCUGGGUUCAGACCGCAGCGACAGGAUACAGCAGGAAAAUGGGAAGGAUCUUGUGAUAUAGGGAAAAGAGCCACGGGAAGCCAGGGUGGCUCCUAAUCCCCUCUGCUUUCCCCACCACUCCAUCUCACCUCCCGCCCUAUUUCCCUGCACAGCUAACAGUCCUUUCGAGCCAGAGGAGCCAGCAGAGCUUGAACCAUUCCUUGCUUUUUGCUCCCCCAAUUCCUGGAAGUCCAUCCCUUCUUCACCCCUUCACAUCUCUGCCUGCAGGAGGCUUGGAGGAAACUAAAUCUCCUACCAAUGUUACCAUAUACCCACCAGUCCACAGUGCUCCAUUUGUACCUGAACUUCAGCCAGACUCAACCUGCCUCACGAGCCAGUGGAUUUCUAUGGAAGAGAACCCACCCUGUUUUGGUGCCUGACACGCUGCAGCCCAUAAUAAGCAGCACCCACUCAGGGAAUGUUUAUUGAGUUAAAAAUAAACCCCCGAAGGUAGGAAUUACAGGCAUCUGCUUCAGGGAUUGACAAAACUUUAGUUUCUGCCUCAGCACGACACACUGACCUCACUUCCCUAUAACCCUCCAUCCAAAGGCAUGUCCAGACAGCCAUGCUCACUGCCC
Messenger RNA from Globicephala melas (long-finned pilot whale), 8904 nucleotides. It is a transcript of the gene OTUB2, whose product is annotated as OTU deubiquitinase, ubiquitin aldehyde binding 2. NCBI's taxonomy places the organism in Eukaryota, Metazoa, Chordata, Mammalia, Artiodactyla, Delphinidae. Gene Ontology annotation, biological process: protein K11-linked deubiquitination; protein K48-linked deubiquitination; protein K63-linked deubiquitination. Gene Ontology annotation, molecular function: ubiquitin binding; cysteine-type deubiquitinase activity. The record is from RefSeq and is a predicted model, not a curated record. Gene Ontology annotation, cellular component: nucleus.